CAAACAUCCGUCCUAUUUUGCUAAGCAACGAAUAAACAAAUUUUGAUAAAUAAAUUUCUAUUAAAGUUGUACAUAAAAUGGAAUCUGAUACUAUAAAUGAAGAAGUUCAAGUCAAUUUACCGGACCCACCAGAUGAAGAGAGAGAAAUAAAAUUAAGACCCUUAGAACGAAUUAAGUUGCAUCCAAAAGCUCCAAUAGAACCCACAGCAUACGGAAAGGGUAAAAAUUUUAGCCGACCCUGGAUUCUUCAGGACGGUCGAGAUGUCCCAGCUAAGGGUAGUGAAAUGCGCAAUAGCUUCGGUGUGCCUAAAAAAGCUCCACAUAGUGAAGGCAUUCGAAAGCGCAUGUUGAAAGACUUCUUUUGGGAGCAGAUGCUAGAUGAAGUUAUAGAAGAAUUAGCAACGUCUCAACCAAUAGCCGAUUAUUGCACAGAAUAUGAAUCCAAUUUCAUAAAAGAUAAUUUUGAACCACGCAAUCUUGAAGUCACUGCUGAUAAAAAUAUGCAUUUAAAAUACCCAUUGUACGGAACGGGGUCUAGUGCUGUAACGUAUUACAGUGAAAGUGUGAAAAAGACUGGCCCAGGUGAGAUAUUAGAAAAAUUCCGUAGAUGCCAGUACUUCACCAAGCCAAUGGAAGAAAGGCUGGAUAAUGGAUGGGUUUUGUAGGUUUUUUGAAAUAAAAUUCAUGUCAAAUGUUAA
This is a messenger RNA of Colias croceus (clouded yellow), 698 nucleotides long. RefSeq lists its product as uncharacterized. Bases 78 to 665 code for a protein of 195 amino acids. The transcript has 4 exons. The record is from RefSeq and is a predicted model, not a curated record. NCBI's taxonomy places the organism in Eukaryota, Metazoa, Arthropoda, Insecta, Lepidoptera, Pieridae.